AUGUCUUCAGCGGAAACUCAACCCGACUUUAACCCUAAUGACACCAAACAAGACGAACUGAGAAAGCUUCUCAUUGCCAUGAUGAUUGUUCCAACGGUAGUGGUACUCGUUCGAGCCUGGUCUAGGGCUCUAAUGACACCGUCUGCCAUGUCAAAAACCCCUAACAAGUUCUGGUGGGACGACUGGACGGCGUUUGCGGGUGCGGUGCUAAAUAUCGCAGUUUGUAUAAUCGGUUUGAAGCUACUUGAUCUUGGCCUUGGACUUCAUGUUCAAGUAAUACCGCCGGAAAAUGUCAAGCCGUUUCUAAAGUUACUCUGGGUUGUCUACUACAUUUUUGACACUGGAACUGCUGUGUCCAAAUCUUCAGCUCUUUUUUUCUAUGCUCGCGUUUUCGGUUCAACGAACUCUCGGUUCAAGUAUGCAUUGUGGUUGGUGCAUGCUAUGAAUGUCAUAUGGCUCGUCACGAUCUUGCUAGAUGUCACAUUCAUGUGCACUCCUAUCGCAAAAGCCUGGGAUACCACAUUAGACGGGCAUUGUCUUAAUACUGGCCGCUUCUGGAUGGGUAGCGGUAUAACCAGUCUUAUUAUCGACAUUAUUAUCCUGGUGAUGCCCAUGCCGAUGUUAUGGAAACUGCACAUGAAGACGAUACGUAAAAUUCAGAUUUUAGGAGUCUUCAUAUGCGGAUACCUCGUCGUUGUGGUAUCCAUUGGUCGCCUUGUCACCAUUAUUCAAGCUGGUGACGAAGUUGAAAAGGACCCGACAUACAAAAUUUCUACACCAAUUCUCUGGUUAGGUUCGGAGAUCGCCAUAUCCAUCAUCAGUGUUAGCCUCCCGAGUAUAUUUUUCCUAGGCCAACGAGUUUACCGCCAUGGUGCUUCGAGUCUUCUCAGCACCAAUUCUCCUCACUCUAAGACUGGACUUUCAAGUAAUCAUCGCCCAUUUCACGACGAAGACGGAGAUGAACUCGUCAGACGGUCGACUGACUCCCUUCAUAAACACCCUGAAAGCCUCUCCGAUGCGAACCCAUAUCUUACACAAACCAAGGCAACUGCACAGUUUACAGGGACUGAAGAGAGUAUCGAACAUACUCAGCAUGCUGGGAUUCAUGUUCGUCAUGACGUUAUGGUAGCAUAA
Daldinia childiae is the source of this 1134-nucleotide messenger RNA. RefSeq lists its product as uncharacterized. The transcript has 4 exons. NCBI's taxonomy places the organism in Eukaryota, Fungi, Ascomycota, Sordariomycetes, Xylariales, Hypoxylaceae. Bases 1 to 1134 code for a protein of 377 amino acids. The record is from RefSeq and is a predicted model, not a curated record.